UAGCAGUUCGCUGCGAAUGGAAGUGGCGACUUGCAGCAGGGCAGCUGUGGCGGUGAAGGAAGUGACAGGAGUCAGCAUUUGAGUUGUCUCUUUCUCCUCCCCUUUCUGGAUCCAUUGGUUUUGCGCUGAGGACGAGCUCACGCGAGCGGCAAGGUGCUUAUCACAGAAUAUUCACAAUGGGAAAUGCAGAAUCAAAUGAGCCUUUGAAUGACUCUGAAUCAGAACCUUCAGCAUUGAAACAAGCCCAGGCUCAAAGCAAUACUGAGGUUAUUCAGAAUGGUACAACUCAGCAAAAUACUGUUCAAGAUAAGAGCGAAAAUGAUUUCUGGCGACUUGAUUACCUGAUGAGGAAAUUGCAUUUAAAAUCCAGAAAUAACAAAGCAGAUGUUGAACAGGACCCUGAGACGUUCACAUCACAGAAAACAAUGGAGAUGAGCCCCGGUGCCAAUGCAGAGGAAAAAGAACCAGUGAAAUCUGCAAAGGCUGAUUUGAAACCGAAAUUUUCAUUCUCCUUGUAUCGCUCUGUACCAGGGCGUACUGAUGACCCUCCUACAGAGCCAAAAUCAGAAACAGCUAAGCUCCAGACCAAUCAAAAGGACUUCUCGGUGAACACAGUAUCUAUUGAUAAAGUGAAUCUUCAACAAUCCUCCACACAAAAGGGAGGUUCUACUCAAAAGCAACAGCAGCCCUCUACUGAUAUUGCUGAACCUGCUGAAAAAGAAGCAGAACAACCAAAGCAAAAAGAAAUAAGCUUUUUUGACAAACUUUUCAAACAGGGUGAUAAAAGCAAAUCAGUUGAUGGGCACCAGGGAGAUCUAAAAACUGCUGAAAAUCGGGACCUAACAGCAGCCGAUAAGGAAGAUACUGAACUAAUAUACAGACGGGACAACUUCCAUCAGUACUUGGAAACUGGUGAUGGUAACAAGGAUUAUAUGACAUCAUCCAAUGGUGAUAACAUAUCUCAAAAUCCAGCAUCUGCCAAAUCAUCUGAGAAGGAUACUGAGAAGGAACAUAAAACAGGGACGCCUGCAGAUGAUAAUUCUGUCAUGAAUUUCUUCAAAACACUUGUGACUCCAACGAAGUCCUCUACCAAGAUAGAGCACGACUCACAUCAGGCAUCUGAUGAAAAGAAAAAAGUAAAUGGUGAACACAAGGAACCAGCAGCCAAAGCCCACAAAUUAGAACAACAGAGGGUAUCCAAGACUAAAGGUACAGAUUCCGCUGAUGGAGCAAAAUCAGAAAAGUCACCAAUACAAAGUCCAUUUGGAAAAUUGUUUAAGCAAAAAACUAUCAAGGAAUCACAGUUUGAACAAGAAAAUGUGGCUAGUACUCCUAAUAUGAAAGCAGAAAAGGGCACGUCACAACCACAGAAACAGAUUUUCAAGCAGGGAAGUAAAGAUUCUGAAGUUGCACAGCAAAUUAAGGCUGAAGAAGAAGUUAAACCAGCCAAGAAGGGCUUCCUGAAUUUCUUCAGACAGACGGAAUCAGACCUGACAGAUGAACCUGCAAAAAAGGAAGUCGAAAUAGGGGAAAAUUCUGUGCAACUACCAAAAAAGGCCAGCGACAAUUCAAAACAGAAAAAGUCAAUCCCAGAGGGCAAAGAAGAAACUUGGAGAACAAAAUCUUUGGAAGUGCUUCCUCCCACACAACAACCAAGCACUAUUUCAGAACCAAUAGCAAAUGGCAGUAAUAACAAAACCAAAGAAACGUCUGAGAAGAGAACAGAAAAGAAGCAAUCAUUUGGGAUGUUCCUAAAACAGUUGGGAGGGAAGAAGACAGCAGAUGCUGCCGUGCAGACAGAUCCUGUUGUUAUCCAUCCUGCAGGGAAAACGAAGUGAUUCUGGCCUGCAACAGCUCCACUCCACCCCCAGGAAGCUUGGCAACAUGCAAUACUACUCGGUGAACUCGCAGACCACACACAUCUCUGACUAGCCCUUUUGUAUCUUUAUGAAUCAGGAUGUGCCCAAGAAUAUCAUCUGAAUUUUAUUUCAGUUAAUUGAUUAAGAGACUUGCAGCAACUAUCUGAACUUUUUACAUUACAUUUUUAGAUUUAAAUUACAUAAUUUUCUAUGUAUUAGAUAAUUUCACUAAUGGUAUUGGUAAUUAGUUUUAAUUUUUUUUAUAAUAACAUCAAAUACUUAAUACAGGAAAACAUGCUGCUUCUCAUAUUUUUUCAGGGCACUUGCAUAUCACAGGGUUGAAAUAUCAUCGCAAACCAGCAGUACUGAGCUAAAGUGAUUCAUUAUCAUCGUCAUUAACUUGUCUUCUUGAACACCCAAUGGAGUAAAAAACAAACUACUGGGGGGAAGCUCAGCAGGCCAAUCAGCAUCUGCGAAGGAAAGGGGUGGUGUAUGUUCUGGGUAAAGACCAUGAAUCAGGACCAAGAAAGUAGAGGGAACGUGCUAUAUAGACGUAAGAAGGUGGGCUGAUACAGAGGCUGGGGAAUGAUUGGUGCAACCAGAUGAGGGUGGGGAUGGAGCCAGGUGAAGAGGUGGAAGAGAUGGUGUAGAAUCAGAGACUGGUAAAUGAUAGGUACAAGUACUCCCUCCCUUACUAGUUCCAUCUGCCUAAUCUCCCCCAAUCUCCCUACCCCAUUAUCUGGUUACACCUUCCGCGCACCAGCCUCCAUCUCUACAUCCCCUCCUCCACUGCCCGACACCAUCUGCCUGUCAUCUUACCCUAUCCCUUUCAUCUGGUUCCACAUACCAGCCGCGGUUCCAUCAUGCCCUUCACUUCUACGUAUAUACUGGCUUUCUAUCCUCUGUAGUACCCUCUGUAUCCUGAUUAAGGUCAAGAUCUGAUACGUUGAUCACCUCCUUUGCCCUCACAGAUACUAUUUGAGUUCUCCCAGUGCUUUAGUUUUCGCUACAUCUGCAGUUUUUUGUAUCUCCACACCCAAUAAAGUAGUUCAUUAUAAUGCAGUGAAGUUAAUACAUAUUCCAUUUGCUGCAAUGGUGACCUGAUAGUGGCUUACAGACAAGCUUUAGCAAAUUAUCUCCACUCAGUAGUAGGAUGCCAUGUAGAUAAGUUAAUGCAUUUUGAUCUGCCUCCAAAAUUCAUUCCACUGAAAUUUAUUCCAUAUUUAGUAUUACCAACUUGGAAUAAAUUUCUUUACAAUUUUCACUCUAGAUGUUAUAUGGCAAUGAAUGUUUUGAGUAUAUUAACAAUAAGUACUAUGUACCAGGUUUGUGAUUAGAUUUGGGAUUAAAAUUGCAUCCUAACAUUGUUAUUUUAAACGUUGUUAAAAAUUAAAUUGAAUCAAUGCUCCUAAAAAUGCUUAACCAUUACUACAAAAUAACCCUGGUGGAAGAAAUUCAAUAUAGGUUGUGUCCGUACACCAGGGGGCAACAAAAACCUUAAUUUGAAGGAAAGAGGAUUUGACUAGUUUUUCACACUUUUGUUUUAGAUGGAUUUUCUUUCAAAUGAUUUCAAAACAGAUAAAUACAAGUUGGCAUGAUGAUAAAAUUUAAUUAUUUCUGAUACUUUAAAUAUCAAAAGGUGAAGUAUCACACAAAUGUUUGGAGAAAAACUCAGGGUUCGGUAAAGUUUUCUAAAAAGUUCAAAGGUCAAAGUUCAAAAUUCAAAGUUUAUUUAUCAUCAGAGCACAUAAAUGUCACCAUAUACAGCCCUGAGAUUCAUUUCCUUGCAGGCGUACUUCAUAAAUCCAAUAGCCAUAAUGGAAUUAACGAAAGACUGCACCAACAGGGUGGACAACCAGUGUGUAAAAGAUAUUAAACUGUGCAAAUACAAAAAUAAAGAAAAAAUUAAUAAUAAUAACAAUAAUAAAUAAACAAGCAAUAAAUAUUGAGAACAUGAAAUGAAAAGUCCUUGAAAGUGAGUCCAUAGAUUGUGGGAACAUUUCAAUGAUGUGGCAAGUGAAGUUAAGUGAAGUCAUCCCUCUUGGUUCAAGGUCCUGAUGGUUGAGGGGUAAUAAGAUUUCCUGAACUUGCUGGAUUGAGUCCUGAGGUUCCUGUAUCUUCUUCCUGGUGGCAUCAAUGAGAAGAGAGCCUGACCUGGGUGGUGGGAAUCCCUGAUGAUGAAUGCUGCUUUCCUGCAACAACACUCCAUGUAGAUAUGCUCAAUAGUGGGGAGGGCUUUACCCAUAAUGAACUAGACCACAUCCACCACUUUUUGUAAUAUAUUCUGUUCAUGGACAUUGCUGUUUUCAUACCAGACUAUGAGGCAGCGAGUCAAUAUACUCUCUACCACACAUCUAUAAAAUUUUGACCAAGUUUUAGCUGUCAAGUUGAGUCUUUGCAAACUCCUAAGUAAGCAGAGGCACUGUCAUGCUUUCUUUGUAAUCACACUUAUGUGCUGGGCCCAAAACAGGUCCUCUGAAAUGAUAAUACUGAGGAAUUUAAAGUUGCUGACCCUCUCCACCAUUGAUCCACAAUGAGUAUUGGCACAUGGACCUCUGGUUACCUCCUCCUAAGAUCAAUAAUCAGCUCCUUGGCCUUACUGACAUUGAGCAAGAUGUUGUUGUGGUACCGCUCAGCCAGAUUUUCAAUCUGCCUCCUAUAUGUACACUGGAAAUUAAUGUAUAAUUUGACCAAUUGAAUUAGAGUGAAAAAUAAAUUAAAAUAAGUUAAACAAAUAAUUAUUUUAUGCUUUAAUAUUCAUAGCUAACAAAACUAUCUUUGGUUAGUUUCUGGCAAUAGUUCAACAAAGUUGUAAGUUAAAACCAAAAUAAUAUUAUUUUAUUAUAAAAUAAUUAUGCUAUAAAGCUUUCGUCAUGUGUUAAUUAUGCUAUUAAAACAUGCAGAGAUUCAGGAAUUGUCGCCAACUGAUUAUGAACUGUUUUUCCUUUGGGCAUUUCCUUUCAGGCUCUGUGCUUGCAUUCUUUCAAUUCAUUUAUACACAAUUCAUUGUUAUUUAGAGCAAUUAAAAUUAUUUUUACUGUUCAAAAUCCUACUGGUAUCCUUGUGUUUAAUAAAAUAACCAUUUUAUCAGAUGUCCAUUCAAAUUUAGCAGUCCUGUCUAACAUCUGUAAAGUGUUACCUUUAGUCAAUUCACUAUUGAAAUCAAUCAGUACUUAAGUUUAUAGCUGCAGACAUUUU
Molecule: messenger RNA, 5057 nt
Organism: Mobula hypostoma (lesser devil ray)
Lineage: Eukaryota; Metazoa; Chordata; Chondrichthyes; Myliobatiformes; Myliobatidae
Product: breast carcinoma-amplified sequence 1 homolog
Exons: 12
Coding region: 177-1838 (553 amino acids)
Biological process (GO): myelination
Source: RefSeq, a predicted model, not a curated record